GGAACUUAACACAUGUUGCGCAUAAUGAAAUUGUUUUAAAACUUUCUCUGAAAAUAUAAACAAAAUGUUGGUGGCGCUUUUUAGAGAGCUUUUUGACAUAAACUACUUACCUUGGCUUUAUAAGUAAUUGUAGUAACAAUGGAGAAACAGAUAACUUAAUUUUGUUUUAAUUUUUAUAAAAAAUUUAAAUGGAGACGGAGGCCAACGAAAACGCAAGUGCCACUCAAAAAAAGACAUUAGUUUCGCAUUUUGAGUCUUUCAAAACUUUUCUAAAGAGUUUUUGCAAGGAGCUAAGAAUGUCACCCUGGAAAUCACUUAUUGGUCCAGGAGAGUUACACGAGAAUGAUUUUUCCCUUGUUCAUCUGUGGUAUAUAUUUAUUUUAUCGUUUAUUCCAGUGUGCAGUUUACUAACGAAUGUUGGGUUAAUACGCCCAUAUAUCGGCACUGACAGCGGUUUAUGUAACUGGGAUGUAAAUCGAUAUAAGUGUGAGAGUAUAAUUGUUUUUUUUAUUACAUACAGAAUAAGUUUUGCGCUUUCUGCUUUUUUUUUGCUGACGGCAAUACUAUUAACGCAAGUCAAAAAAGAAAAUGCGUAUGGCACAUCAAGUUUGCACACUGGAUUCUGGAUUGAAAAAAUUAUUGUUGUUCUAGUAAUAUCUUGCGUAGCUUUUGCAUUUCCACCGAGUACAUUUGAUAGAGUUUGGAUAUACUUUGUACUUUUCAGUGAUCUCAUGACCUCAACUUUACAAAUGUUUUUAAUACGCGAUGCUUCAAAAUAUCUUCAUGAAAAAUAUUUUGUUAUUAAAAAGAAAAAUAACACAAAGCAUGUUCAGUUUUUUUUAAUUUUAUUUUGUAGUAUGUUCUUGUCCACAUUUAUCACCAUUUUCUUCAUUUCUUUUUCAAUUUACGAACAAAUUAUAUCACCAAGUAGCACACAAUUUAGUAUCUUAGCAACAAUUGUUACAGUUACAAUAAUAUUGAGCUUUUUGGUGUAUACCGCAGUUCGUGAAAAGCAAGAGUUUUUUUCUUCUACCCAGGUUGCUUCUUUCUGCGGAUUAUUAUUAUAUAAAUCAUCAACUUAUCACAUUUCAAAAGAUGAAUCAAAUGUAAUUUCUACAGAUUUUUCAAAAGUUGUUUCAGUUGCAAUGUUAUACAUAACAAUAAUAUACGCUUUUGUCAGAAAAGAUCGUGUAUUUUACUUUUUUUAUUUCAAAUGGACAAUAUGUCGAGAACACUCUCUUGUAGAUAGACGAUUAAAAGUACCUUGGAAUACCAAUGAAAAAAAAAACAAUAAGGUUAAUCCUAACGAGACCUUGCUUGAUCUCGAUGGAGGCAUAGAUCCAAAACCAUUAGACACUAUAGACUUAAAACAAUCGCAGUUUUUAUUAAUUGAUGUUAAAGAACCUGGUACUCAUGUAUCGUACAACGAAGCUUUGAUUCAUGCAGUGUUGUUUGUGGUUUCUCUAAAAUCAACUGGCUUAGUAACAAACUAUUUCCAGCUCUCUGGAUCUACAGAAAAACUGCACUUAGAAAAAACUUUAGCUGCAUCAGCUGCGUUGCUUUUUUGCAGUAUUUUUGUUCCCCUUCUUUAUUGUUGGUUUUUAGUAUUUAAACAUUUUACGUAUGAGUCUAUAAAUCCGCUUUCAACAAACAAGUUACUUGAAGAAUUUUUAAAGGUAUUUUGGCACAUUAUUUUUAUAACUUUUGUUAAAACUCCACUAUGUUUUAAAAAGUCAACUCUUUCUCGAUAUGUUUAUACCAUUUUUUUCUUAACAACAUUUACGUUGGCGUGUGUUGGUCUGACACCACUUUUUAGGCGUUUUUUAGAAAAAACAACUUUUUUUUGCGACCAUGUUGGCGCAUUAGGCGCAUGUAUGUCAAAAGAUCCAGCGUUUAUUGGGCUCUAUCGUGUUUUUGGAACUGCUGGGAUUUUUUUCUUAAUUCUCUCAGUUCUUUUAAUGAGAAUAAAGACUGUUGACAACCCACGUGAUUCAAUUCAUAACGGAAGUUGGUUACUUAAAUUUAUUCUAUUAAUAUUAAUAUUUGUGUUGCUUGUAAAUAUGCCUAAUAAAUUCAGUCGAGUAUGGCUUUACACUAGUUUGUUUGCUACAUUUGCAUUUGCGUUUGUGCAGUUGUUAUGUCUUCUUGAUAUUGUGGACAUUAUAAAUACCUCAUGGACUGAAACUACAAAAUGGUCUCCAAAUACUGUUUAUGUCAGUUCAACAAGUUUAACUACGUUUAUGUACGCAAUCUCUACAGCAGCAUUUGUAUGUUUUUAUGUCUACUUUGCUCACAAUUACAAUUGCCGUGUCAACCGCCUUUUUAUUAGUAUCAAUUUGGUUAUAUGCAUUUCAGCUAGCAUCAUUUCCAUACAUCCAAUAAUCAAAUCAGGAGGUUUGUUACGUUCAGCUCUUGUGACCUCAUUUUGCAUGUAUUUAACUUGGUCAGCACUUAACUAUAACCCUAAUGAAAAAUGUAAUCCCCUGGCACAUACUAUAAUAAUGUUAGAGCCUAAACCAACGCGAGAUGCUGUAUCAAUUAUGGAUAUUUUUUUUCUCGUUAUCACACUUAUUUAUUUUACUACACGUGUUGAAAUUGUAUCUUUUAAUAUGGAAGAAUUGUUUCCAAAAUAUUUAUUUCACUUAAAAGUUUCUAACGCUAAUAAUACUAAAACAAAUAAUGAAAAUCUUACAGAAGAGCAACUACAAAAGCGUACACAAAAUAAUCAAUUUCAUCCAACAAAUAAAGAAAAAACUCUAAAAGAUAGAAUACUUUUUGGUGAAAACUGUUGUAGAGAGUAUUUACAUAACGAUUCAAAAUGCGAACAAGCAGAAGUAGCUGUUCAAACCGCUUAUAGCUAUACCUGCCUUCAUUUUGUAUAUUAUCUGGCCACCUCGUAUUCUUUUGCCUUACUUACACACUGGUUAGAGCCUGUUCCAGGAUCUGCAUUCAAAAUAAAUAUUCAUUGGGCAAUCAUGUCAGUAAAAAUGCUUGGAAGUUCGACGUGUGCACUAUUAUAUGUAUGGUCAUUGAUUGCACCAACUUUAAAAGCCAUGUACAUAAAACGACAAGACAUUUAGUUAUUUUAAUACAAUCAGUAUUUUGAUUUAAAAUAAUAAUGACAACAUUAAUUAUAAUAAUUUUUAAUAUUUUAACUAAUAUUUAAAUGAUAUUUUAACUAAAAAGUUUAGAACAUUUUUUAUGAGAACUAUUUUUGUAACUUAU
Messenger RNA from Hydra vulgaris (swiftwater hydra), 3225 nucleotides. RefSeq lists its product as uncharacterized. Lineage: Eukaryota; Metazoa; Cnidaria; Hydrozoa; Anthoathecata; Hydridae. The record is from RefSeq and is a predicted model, not a curated record. Gene Ontology annotation, cellular component: membrane.